Molecule: messenger RNA, 1417 nt
Organism: Carica papaya (papaya)
Lineage: Eukaryota; Viridiplantae; Streptophyta; Magnoliopsida; Brassicales; Caricaceae
Gene: HY2
Product: phytochromobilin:ferredoxin oxidoreductase, chloroplast / phytochromobilin synthase (HY2)
Biological process (GO): phytochromobilin biosynthetic process
Molecular function (GO): phytochromobilin:ferredoxin oxidoreductase activity; cobalt ion binding
Source: RefSeq, a predicted model, not a curated record
GCUACUUCGGUUGAAGAUUCUCUUAUUAUCAUUCUCCAAUGAAGUACGGUCAUUCAUUAUCCCCUUGCUUAGGACUGAAACCUCCUUUACCACAUCUUGUAAUCGUUCGCGUUAAUGCCAACAAUUGCUGGAGCAGGAGAAAGAAGAAGAGUAAUUGUGUACUACGAAUAUCUGCAGCCUCUUAUCAGAAAUUGGUUCAAUCCGCUCUGAGUGAAACGAAGCUCCACACCGUUUUGGAACCUUCUUCUCUCCAGGAAAGAUUUGGUUGUAUGAAUGCAAUGGAUGGGAAAACUGAGCUUCAAAUGCUAUCAUAUGUUGCUCCAAAGAUUAGACUCUUGCGAAGUAUGAGCAUUCAGAAUGAAUCCAUGCAGGUUUUGGAUUUUGCUGCCUUUCCAGAACUGGAAUUUGAUGUGCCUAUAUUCUGUGCUAACUUUUUUACCUCUGCCGACAAGAACAUUGUUGUGUUGGACCUAAACCCUUUGCAUGAUGUAAUGAGGCACAGAGAUUAUAAGGAGAAGUACUAUAAUGACUUAAUGCCUUUAUGUCUCAAGUAUAUUGAGCUUUUACCUUGGGGUGGAAAGCUUACAGCUGAGUCUAUAAAAUUUUUUUCACCAACGGUGAUAUGGACCAAGUUUUCUUCAAGCCAAUUCAAUCAUGAAGUUUUGUUCUCUGCAUUCAUGGAAUACUAUCAGGCAUGGCUCAAGUUGAUGGACCAAGCAGUAGAAGCAGUAGAUGCAUCUCAGGUUAUUUGCAAUCGGGAAGCGCAGCACAGAUAUCUAACAUGGAGAGCUGAAAAGGAUCCUGGUCACGGAAUUCUGAAAAGGUUGAUUGGUGAGAAUACUGCAAAGGACUUGAUGAGGAACUUCCUCUUCAAUGGGAUUAAUGAAUUGGGAAGCAAAACUUUCCUGGAUUACUUCCCAGAGUAUCACCGUGGAGAUGGGACUGUAAAUGAGAAGCGCAGUAUGAUUGGAAGGUCAUUUGAAACUCGUCCGUGGGAUACAAGAGGAGAAUUUAUUGGUGACAACUUUUAGAAGUAAUUUUAGAUUGCUUACAUUUUCUGUCCUCCCCUUCCCUUCCUUCUCCUUUUUUAUAUUUUUUCCAUUUUCACUCUCUUUUUGCGGUUUUCCAUAUUUUCUUGACCUUUGUACACCAUGCUUACCUGUUAAACUUUCUCAAAGAGGCGUGUUGUAAAGCAGUAUUUCUAGUACCUUUAGGUCCCAUUUGGUGGUUCUCAUUUCCUUCCCACUAAUUACUAACAUCAAGGAGUUCUAAGAAGUGGCGGUAGCUGAAACUUGAAAAUUUGAUAUGUAUAUAUAAAUUGUCUUAAGAUGAACAUCAGAGGUGAGAAGUAACAAGAAAUGUAAUGAGAAUUGAACCAAAAAUACCUUUAGAUUUUUAAAUGUUUGGAAUUUUGCCU